AUUGCUGCAUCGGAUCCUUUUCUAUGAUCCACCUGUCACGCGACAGCUGGCAGGAGUGGGAAGUGGGAUGGAGAAUUAAGAGGUAACCAUUUUCAUGGCCUGCGGAUAAGGGCAUCCUAGAAGAGGACAAGAGACUCCGGACGUGUCUUUCUGGUAGAGGGUGAAGGUACAAAUAUUUGAAUAGGUGGAUACAAAAGAAGAAGGAAAGGAGGCGCAGAGAAAAAAGAAUGAUUACCUUUGUUUGUUUUUUUUGCUCAGUUUUCCCAACCUUUCUUUUUCUGCACGAAAGACACACUGAAACUUGGACCCAAGACACAUUCCCAGCACCAUAUUUCUUCGACCCACCGUUUCAUGUAUAUCUUCUCUACCCCCGGCCUUCUCUUUCGGUAAAAAAGUUAGCCACUAAACCUUCAGAUCACGAUUUCUUAAACACUUCAAAGAACCAAUACUUCGCAACAAUCACAAAGACUUAGUUCAGAAAGGCCUUCCAAAGUCCAGCUAGAUAUCCCAGCCGCUCGACUCAACGUUGCGUGUUUCCAGUAAAAGAUCAAGCGGUAGAAGUAAUAUAAUCAAACAACAGAGCUAGCGGCAGGAACUCACAUGGAGGUACUUUAGUUGCUUAAGUUCUCUGAACUUGCUUGCUUUGCUAUUUUUAGCAUUUGCUUUUGAGGUACAUUCCAGAGUUUGUCUACUGAUAGAGAUGGCAACAGUUCCUGAGCUGAAGCGGAAGACCUGUUCCUACAGUUUCCAUCGUGAGCCGUUGACUCCGCUAGUUGAGUUGGGUAGCCUCGUGACAGACGACCGAUUGAAGAGUUUUGUUGGACAGUAUGGAGACAUCCUGGCAGUAUUGAAGACGGUAGUGGAUCCAGUGCCUCUGCAGACGCUUCUUCAGUUCUAUGAUCCAGAGCUCAGAUGCUUCACAUUCCAGGAUUACCAGCUUGCACCUACUCUCGAAGAGUAUUCCAUCCUGUUGAGUAUCCCUAUUCAGCAUCAGACUCCCUUCUUGGACGUCCCAAAGGAGGUUGACUUCAGAUUGAUUGCCAGAGCUCUCCGGUUGAGUGUUGAGGAGGUUGGUAAGAAUUGGAAGCCCUGUGGGGAAGUUGUUGGUCUGCCGUUGAAAUUUCUGUUGAGGGUAGCCAGAGAUGAAGCAGAGAAGGGGAAUUGGGAAGUUUUUCACGCACAGCUAGCUGCCAUGAUCUAUGGGAUCAUCCUGUUUCCCAGUAUGCCAAACUUCAUUGACCUUGCUGCCAUCAGUAUCUUCAUCAGAGGGAAUCCAGUCCCUACUCUCUUAGCAGAUACUUACUAUGCCAUCCACAGUAGGCAUGGUAAGGGUGGAGCCAUUAGAUGCUGCUUACCUCUUCUGUACAAGUGGUUCAUGUCGCUUCUGCCAGCCAGUGGACCAUUUGUAGAUACCCAGAGCACUCUGAAGUGGACUCAGAGGGUCAUGUCACUCACCUCCUACGACAUCAGGUGGCAGUCAUACCGGAUGGACGUGAAGGAUGUCAUCAUAAGUUGUGGUGAAUUCCGGGGCGUGCCACUCGUAGGGACCAAGGGUUGCAUCAACUAUAACCCAGUUCUCUCCCUUCGCCAGCUAGGGUUUGUCAUGUAUAGAAGGCCGCUCGAAGCAGAGAUAGCUGAGAGUUUUUGUUUUGAGAAGAAGGAUGACCCUGCUAAGUUGGAGCAGAUAGGGAAAGCCUGGAGAGAUGUUGGAGUGAAGGAUGGAUCCGUCUUAGGAAAGAAGUUUGCCAUUGCAAUGCCCGAUUACACUGAUUGGGUAAAGAAGAGAGUGGAAACUUUGUUGCUUCCCUACGAUAGGAUGGAGCCGUUGCAAGAGCAACCACCCUUGGUACUUGCUGAUAGUGUGCCUGCUGAGCACUAUAAGCAAGCCCUAAUGGAGAGUCGUCGUCUGAGGGAGAAGGAGCAAGACACUCAGAUGGAGCUAUACAAAGCUAAAGCCGAUAAUCUGCACUUGGCCCAUCAACUCAGGGAAGUGCAAGGAGAGGAUGCUAGCAGAGCAAGGAGUAAAAAGAGAUCAUAUGAUGAGAUAGAGUCCAUGUUGGAUACAGAGCAUAGGGAAUGUCUGAGAUUGCAGAGAGCAGAAGUCAACUACCAAAAGAAGAUCAGAGACUUGGAGAAGCAACUCAAAGACAAAGACGCUCAGUUGAAGAAAGAGAUGGAGUUGAGACAGAAGUCAGAGGAGUAUCUUGGAGGAGAAGUCUUAGAACUUAGAAGACAAUUGAAGGAGAAGAUCACUCCUCUACCAGAUUGCUCAGAAUGCUCACUGUUGAUAGACCAGUGUCAUUACCUGAAGACCCUCAUUCCAAAAGACCGUCUGCCUUAGACUGUAUCUUUGUUGGUAUUUUUGUUGAAUCACCUCCAGGCUUGUUGGAUGGGAUUCAUUUGCUUGUACUCCGUCUUUAGAUCAUUUUGUUGAGAAUCACCUCCAGGCUUGUUGGAUGGGAUUCUUUUUCUUUGUACUCCGAUUAUCCGAAUAUUCUGCUGAUCUUGGUUGUAUGACUCUUUUACCCCUAUGUAUGUAUAAGGAUGUCAGAUUUUCUCUGUUGCUCUUUUUCCCUGUAUCUAUCUACUUAUCUUGUUGCUGCAAGUUGCCAUCUUUUAAGGAUGGGUCAGGCUCUUUGAAUGCCUGAGAAAUGAGCAUAUCAUGUGCAUCAUACACAUCAUUUAACAUCAUACUCAUAUCAUUUGCAUAACAGGUGUUCUUGUGCCGUCUUCUCACUCUGGUUCCUGUGUCAGACAGGAUAGCUGAUCAGAGACCACACCGGUUUUCAACCAGGCUCAAUCAAUAGAGAGGUAUGGAUCAGGUUCAGACAGAGCUGGCCGGGAUGAGGGCAAACAUGGCCCAGUUCAUGACAAUGAUGCAAGGGGUCGUUCAGGGGCAAGAGGAGCUGCGUGCCUUAGCCCAGAGACAGGAAGUUGUGAUUCCAACAUCCAACCGUGCUUCGCCUGUUGCUGCACCCGCUCAUGAGACUAUCCAUGUUGCUGCUCCCACUAACGACUACGCCGUCGGGGAUGAACUUGAGGGUAUAAGAAUCAAUGGACAGCCUCUUGCUGCAGAGGUCAAUGUCAGAGCUACCCGCGCUCCGAUUCGUCAUCCAGCUCCGUUUGUCAACCAACAAGAGGACACGUUUACUCUCCUCAGUGAGGACUAUGAUGUUGUGAAAACCGAAGAGAGGGACAGAAAAGUGGAUGCUCUUGCUGAGAAAGUCCGAGUCAUGGAAUGUCAGAACUCCCUUGGGUUUGAUGUGACCGACAUGGGUCUGGUGGAAGGGUUGAAGAUCCCCUACAAAUUCAAGGCACCCUCAUUCGACAAGUACAAUGGCACUUCCUGUCCUCGCACCCAUGUGCAGGCGUACUUCAGGAAGAUCUCUGCUUACACUGACGAUGAAAAGAUGUGGAUGUACUUUUUCCAAGAUAGCCUAUCUGGGGCAUCUUUGGAUUGGUACAUGGAUCUGAAGCGAGAAUCAGUCAGAAACUGGAAAGAUUUGGGUGAGGCCUUUCUAAGGCAAUACAAGCAUAAUAUGGACAUGGCGCCGAGCCGAACUCAGUUACAGAGCUUGUAUCAGAAAGACAAGGAGAGUUUCAAAGAGUAUGCUCAGAGAUGGCGUGAGCUAGCCGCCAGAGUGCAACCUCCUAUGCUGGAGAGAGAGCUGACUGACAUGUUCAUUGGAACCCUGCAAGGUGUGUUCAUGGAUCGUUUGGGAAGUUGCCCGUUCAGUAGCUUUUCAGAUGUUGUCGUCUGUGGAGAAAGAACUGAGAGCCUUAUCAAAGCAGGGAGGAUACAAGAUCCUGGCUCUUCAAACUCUUCCAAUUCUAAGAAGCUAUACUCUGGGGCACCCAAAAGGGGAGAGAAUGAAACAAAUGCUGUGCACCGUCGGAGGAGUGCAAACAGAGGACAGUAUCGGCAAGUUGCUGCUGUGACUAUCCCAGCAAAUCAAACUCCGCAACAACAGAGAAGACCAACUCAGCAGUAUCAGACUCCACAACGUCAUCCUCAGCAGCAGGCUUCCCAACAAGCUGGUACAAGUAAUGAGAGGAAGAAGAUCAUUUUUGAUCCAAUCCCCAUGUCCUACGCCGAGCUGUACCCCACUCUGAUAGAGCGGAACUUGAUCACUCCUAGAGACCCGCCGCCCAUACCCGUCAACCCUCGGUGGUGGUAUAGGCCUGAACAGCAUUGUGUGUAUCACUCGGGUGCUCCUGGUCAUGAUGUGGACAGUUGUUUCCAGCUGAAGAUGAAGGUUCAAGACCUUGUGAGGUCGGGUAUUCUGAUUUUGGAAGACUUAGGCCCCAAUGCUAAUUAAGCCUGAAGAUAACAAGUCCCGGGCUGGCGCCGACUUUUUGCUUCAGAAGAGUUGUUCAGAAAGCAGAAGCUGCUAAUGCAAGAAAUACUGACAGUUGUCGUCCCCGAUGGGAUCUAUCACAAUUGGGUCACUGUGGGCGUUCCUACAGUUGUUCAUAAGUCUUUGUAAUAAUCACUUUGUUUAAAAACCCUUCUCCCAUGCCAAAAGGAGAAAUGAUGGCAUUGUUGGCAACAUUUUGUGCAAUGAUAUUUUCAUUCAAAUAAAUUCAUGUUAAAACAUUUGUUUUUCCAAUUGUUUUCCCUUUUCGCUUUUUGCAUGAAAUUGGUGAUCACAAAAAACCUUAAAAAACAAGAAUAAAAGCAAUCUUUUCAUCUGCAUAACGAUUGUCUUGUUUGUUUUUCAAAAAGCUUUUCAUAUCAAAAUCAUUAUGCAGGUUAUUUCUCAAACCCAUUGAACAUAGUGAUCGGACGUCAUCUCCCAAUUUUGAAUUCCCUGUAUUCGAAGCGGACGAAGAUGAUGUUGAAGGGAUUCCUGACGAGAUUUCCCGACUUCUUGAGCAAGAAAAGAAGAUCACACUCAGCUGCAUCUCGAGAAUCAGCAGAACAGCCAACUGGGGCAUUUAUCAAAAAAAAAAAAGAAGAAAAAAAGAGAAAAAAAGAAAAGAAAGAGGAGGGUGCAAAAUCAAAAAGAAAUCAAAAGAAAUCCAAAUCAAAAGAAAAAGAAACAAAGAAAGAAACAAAAAUAGCACCCUCAAAGUCCCAAGUUGACUGAUGCUGAAUUCAAGCAAAAACAAAAGAUCAACUGCCAUGUUUUAUGGUCAGAAAGCAUUCGACAAGAAGGUCAAGUCUCGAGUUCUGAGAAAAUGACCCUGUGCUCAAGAAAGUCUUGUCUUUCGUGCCCAAUUCCAGGGGCAAGUGAACCCCAAGCUAGGAAUGUCCAUAUGUUGUCAAGAGAGCCUUUUCAGGCAAUGUUUCGACACUUACAACAAUGGAUGGAAAAGUUCACUCGUCCUGUGAAUUCUGAUGCAGUCAAGAAAUACUUCGCCUAAAACAAAAAAAAAAAAAAAAAAAAAAAAAAAAAAAGAAGCAAAAAGCUCGAUAAGUCGAACACCCCAAAGGGCGACUUAGGCAAAAAGGAGCGUCUCGGUGGAUUGAAAACCCGAAAGGGCGAUCCAGGCAAAAGUUAGAGACAUUGAAAAAAAAAAAGAAUUCGCAUCCCGCUAGAUUGAACACCUCACACUGGGGCAAUCUAGGCAAAAAUUAGGGAUUUGGCAAGUAACUGCAUCUUGACAAGACUGUGCUGUACAUCUGUCAUCCGUCAGGGAUUCUCGAUCCGUCGUCGACUGAAGCUUUGAAUACAUCGAAAAUUCAGAAUGGUAGAGGAAAGGUCAUUAUGUUCAAUGUAGCCCUCUCCAAUAUACAUCACCGAUUUCAAACUUGUACAGAUCUAUGGAGUCUCGCCCUUUGCAGACUACCAUUCCAUCACAUCAAUUUGAGCUUUUAUCCAAUUAUUUGCACUCUUAUUUGUUUCAACUCAACAAAUGUUUUGCAUGUUUUAACUGAUAAAGUAUCAUUGUUUUCAGAAUAAACAAAUUUUUCAAAAUUGUUCUUAAACAAAGUGAACCUUCACAAUGAUGGAAAGGAUACUUAGGAGACCCACAGUGCUCUCCCGGGGGUGGUAUGAUUACCAACAGGUAAGAUAAGUGUUCGUAUCUCGAGCAUGACUGUAUCUUUGUCCUGCAGAACCUCGUAUGGUCUCUCCUCAGUGAAGUUGCCCGAUGCAGUGUUGUUUGAAGUUGUUCAUCUUCAUGUUCCCGGCAGUACAGAUUCUUUUUCCAAAUCCAUGUUAGCUCUAUUGUGGGGCAUCCCCAGUAGAGUGCUGUUUGAGCCUUAUCGUGGGGCAUUCCCAGCAAGUUUGCUGUUUCGGACAUUAUUGUGGGGCAGCUCCCCAAGCAGAGUGUUCACUGAAGACUUCAACUUUCGCCUCUCCAGCAGGCCAGUCUUCCUCUCCACCAGCAUGGGUGUUUUUCUUUGAAGAUUCAGUAUUUGGUGGAUUGACAUCCCAGUAAUCCGACAUUCUCUCAGAUAGAUCCCUCAGUGGAGUUGUUUGCACAAGAAGCUUUAUCAAUGCCUAUCUACUCUCAUCAGAGAUCUGGCUGCUUUUUGGUAUUUCUGAUCUUCAGCACAAGUUGUUGUGGCGCAUCCGCCUGUAUGUUUAACUCUGUUCUCCGGUUGCGACCGACGAUCCCUCCGGAAGCCUCUUGUGGCUCUUCCUCCCCUGCAGGAUGAUGACUUUGGUUUUCUCUCCGGAUGGUUGAUUCCCGGACCUUUGGCGCUGAACAUGUCUGUUUGUCAGCAUUCAUCAUACAUUUUAGGUAGAAUGCAUACAUGCAUAAUCAUAACAUUCAGGUACUCAUGUUGCAGCUGUUGCCGGGUAUCUGUUGUUUGUUACCUCCUGCUAUUUGGUAAUACAAAUAUCUCCAGUAGAUUUUCCUCAAGCAAAUAUGGGUGUGUCCGAUCUCUCCACGAAGAGUCUACCCCUUAAGCAGAAAGUGUCAAUCUUUUCCUGCCAUUUCCCCACAGAGAUACAUCCUCGUGGAUGACGGUUGCUUCCGUUCCCUCCCUAAUGGGAUGGGUUUUCCCUAUUGAGUUCUUUCCUCAUUAGGAUGAGUCUUGUUUCAGUCUGCCUUUUUGGAUCGACCCUAAACUGGCUCCCCGUCGACUGUCUCUUGUGCUUCCCUGGGGCAUAAAUGAAUAGUUGCUCACUAACCGGCACUCAUUCAUCUUAUCCUCAGCAGAAUUUGCGGUCUUCUACCCACUAGCUGGUAGUUGUAAAUCCCUUUUCUCACUCUGUCUCAGCAGAAUCUUGUGGCCUCUACCUACGAACCGGUAGCUGUAAGUCCUAUCUUUGUGGUUUUCUACCCACUAGCUGGUAGUUGUAAAAUCCCACUUUCUCCCUUUGUUAGGGUUAACCCUUUGUGCUCAUCCCGAUGAUGACUGGUUACUUUUCCGUGGCCUCUACCUACAAACCGGUAGCUGUAAGUCCUAUCUUUGUGGUUUUCUACCCACUAGCUGGUAGUUAUAAAAUCCCACUUUUAUCCCCUUGGUGGAGUUAACCCUUUGUGCUCAUCCCGAUGAUGACUGGUUACUUUUCCGUGGUUUUCUGCCUACAAACCGGUAGAUGUAAUCCCCUCUUUGUGGUAUUAAUGGUCUCGUCCCCUUUGGAUACUUGCCUUGAUCAAGCAGUAUUGUCCCCAUUGGGUCUUCACUUUCUUUUUGGAUACUUGCUCCGAGUUAGCAACUUUAUCCUCUUUUGAUUGGUCAUCUUUUGCAUACCUAGCCUGGUACCCUGAUGCCUUUCUUUUCGGUCGUUUAUCCAUCUAACAACCUGCAACCCGGUUAUGGAUAAUCUUUCCAUGCGAGGUUAUUAUCUACGUUUUGACGGCUAUAGAUAAUAUAUCUCAUGCACUCUUUGGUCAAUCUUUCGAUUGUUAUC
Molecule: messenger RNA, 7814 nt
Organism: Lathyrus oleraceus (garden pea)
Lineage: Eukaryota; Viridiplantae; Streptophyta; Magnoliopsida; Fabales; Fabaceae
Exons: 3
Coding region: 701-2341 (546 amino acids)
Source: RefSeq, a predicted model, not a curated record